Messenger RNA from Haemorhous mexicanus (house finch), 6651 nucleotides. RefSeq names its product collagen type XI alpha 1 chain (gene COL11A1). The record is from RefSeq and is a predicted model, not a curated record. Lineage: Eukaryota; Metazoa; Chordata; Aves; Passeriformes; Fringillidae. Gene Ontology annotation, molecular function: extracellular matrix structural constituent. The transcript is spliced from 67 exons. The coding region runs from base 317 to 5776 and encodes 1819 amino acids.
GGCUCCAGGGGUGGCCCUGGGAGCCGCUCGCCCAGCCCUCUGACGGGAUGAAGCCUUUAGGGGGAUGCGGAGCUCUUUGCAUUUUGAUUAAAGCCCCUCACCUCCCCUCAGUCUGAAGGCAGGGCACCGGGGAGGACGGGUCGGAGGGGCCUGUGCAAGGCCGGGCAGAGCGGGAGAGGGGCGAGAGAGAAAACCUUCUCUCCGUUUAUCACGUAUGGCUCUAUAGGAGAAGUCAUCUCUGGGAAUAUAGUGGAAAGGACGGAGCAGGUAUAAACUGAAGGCGCCCGCGUUUAAUUCACAUUUGUGGGUGCCCAGCAUGGAGAUGCAGAGAUGGUUCACAAGGUGGAAAACGAGAAGGUGGCCCUGGGACUCGUCUGUAACCGUGCUCAUCACCUUCGCUUUCCUUCUUCGGGCUGCAGAGGUCAGAGGAGCUGAACCCGUUGAUGUGCUAAAAGCAUUAGAAUUUCACAAUUCUCCAGAAGGAGUAACAAGAACAGCAGGAUUUUGCACAAACAGAAGGAAUUCAAAAGGAUCGGAUGUUGCUUACAGGGUUUCAAAAACUGCACAGCUGAGUGCCCCAACAAAGCAGCUGUACCCAGGUGGAAGUUUUCCAGAAGAUUUUUCAAUAUUAAUGACAGUAAAACCUAAAAAGGGUAUUCAGUCUUUCCUUUUGUCUAUCUACAAUGAACAAGGAAUUCAGCAAGUAGGUGUUGAAGUUGGUAGAUCCCCUGUCUUCCUGUUUGAAGAUCAAAAUGGAAAACCUGCCCCAGAAGACUAUCCUCUUUUCAGAACAGUCAACAUCGCUGAUGGCAAGUGGCAUCGAGUAGCUAUCAGCGUGGAGAAAAAGACUGUUACAAUGAUUGUUGACUGUAACAAAAAAACUACAAAACCACUUGACAGAAGUGACAAAACAGUUGUGGACACCAAUGGUAUCACUGUCUUUGGAACCAGGAUUCUGGAUGAAGAAGUUUUUGAGGGUGAGAUCCAGCAGCUGUUGAUUAUAGCUGAUCCCAGAGCUGCAUUUGACUAUUGUGAGCAUUAUAGCCCAGACUGUGACUCCCCAGUGCCCAAUGCUGCUCAGGCUCAAGAUCCUCGAGUUGAUGAGAAAAAGAAAGCCAUGGUCAAAAAGAAGAAGAGGACAGUGGCCGCUAGCUCAAAGGACAAACCUCAAAAGGCCACAACAAAAAAAUCUGAAAAAUAUGCAUCCAAGAAGAAGAAAAGUUAUCAAGCAGCAGCAAAAGGCAAACUAGGGGUAAAGGCCAACCUUAUUGAUGGAUUUCAAGAUUAUAGCAUAGCUGAAAAUGACUACGGGCCCCAGACAGAAGCUCCUUCCAGAGCUACUGAAGCAAAUGAGCAAAAUCCUGUUGAAGAAGUAUUUGCUGAAGAAUACAUAACUGGAGAGGAUUAUGAUAAAAAAACUGAGGCAACUGAAUAUGGAAGCAGAGGAGUAGACCUCAGUGAAUCUGAUCUGCUGGUAGAUGGAGAUUUAGGAGAAUAUGAUUUUUAUGAAUAUAAAGAAUAUGAAGAGAAACCAACUGAUUCCACUAAUGAGGAGUUUGGUCCAGGUGUUCCUGCAGAGACCGAUAUCACAGAAACAAGCGUGACAGGACAUGGGGCUUAUGGAGAAAAAGGCCAAAAGGGAGAACCAGCUGUGAUUGAACCUGGUAUGCUCAUUGAAGGACCACCGGGACCAAGAGGACCUGCUGGUCUUACAGGUCCCCCAGGUUUACAAGGUCCUGUUGGUCCUCCAGGUGACCCUGGUGAAAGGGGUCCACCAGGUCGCCCUGGUCUUCCUGGUGCUGAUGGUUUAGCAGGUCCCCCAGGUACCAUGUUAAUGUUGCCGUUCCGCUUUGGUGGAGAUGGUGAGAAGGGCCCAACAAUCUCUGCUCAGGAAGCUCAAGCACAAGCUAUUCUUCAGCAAGCUAGGAUUGCUAUGAGAGGUCCACCUGGUCCUAUGGGACUCACUGGAAGACCAGGUCCUGUGGGUGGACCUGGAGCAGCAGGUGCUAAGGGUGAAAGUGGUGAACCAGGACCCCAGGGUCCUCGUGGUGUCCAAGGUGCCCCUGGUCCAAGUGGAAAAGCUGGCAAAAGGGGACGUCCUGGAGCUGAUGGUGCCAGAGGAAUGCCAGGAGAACCUGGUGCAAAGGGUGACAGAGGAUUUGAUGGUCUUCCUGGCCUCCCUGGUGACAAAGGUAACCGGGGAGACCGUGGCCCACAGGGACCUCCUGGCUUACCUGGUGAAGAUGGAUCAAGAGGAGAAGAUGGGGAAGUUGGACCAAGAGGUCUCCCAGGUGAAGCUGGUCCACGGGGAUUACUUGGCCCCAGAGGAACACCUGGGCCCCCUGGACAACCUGGCAUUGCAGGUAUUGAUGGACCUUCAGGCCCAAAGGGAAACAUGGGUCCUCAAGGGGAACCAGGACCUCCUGGUCAGCAAGGAAUUCCAGGCCCACAAGGGCUUCCUGGUCCUCAAGGUCCUAUCGGGCCUCCUGGUGAAAAAGGACCCCAAGGCAAGCCUGGCCUUCCUGGCCUUCCUGGUGCUGAUGGGCCUCCUGGUCACCCUGGCAAAGAGGGUCAGUCUGGAGAUAAAGGUGCAUUGGGGCCUCCAGGUCCUCAGGGUCCAAUUGGAUAUCCAGGUCCUCGUGGUGUAAAGGGUGCUGAUGGUGUACGUGGACUCAAGGGAUCCAAAGGUGAAAAGGGUGAAGAUGGUUUUCCAGGAUUUAAGGGUGACAUGGGUCUUAAAGGUGAUCGGGGAGAAAUUGGUCAGCCGGGCCCACGAGGAGAAGAUGGCCCAGAAGGUCCAAAAGGUCGAGCGGGUCCAUCUGGGGACCCAGGUGCUGCUGGUCCUGCUGGGGAAAAGGGCAAGCUUGGCGUACCUGGAUUGCCAGGAUAUCCAGGAAGACAAGGUCCAAAGGGCUCAACUGGUUUCCCAGGAUUUCCAGGUGCUAAUGGAGAGAAGGGUGCAAGGGGGUUGCAUGGCAAACCAGGCCCUAGAGGACAGCGAGGACCAACAGGUCCAAGAGGCUCAAGAGGUCCCAGAGGUCCCACUGGUAAACCAGGUCCAAAGGGCACUUCAGGCAAUGAUGGUCCUCCUGGCCCACCAGGCGAAAGGGGACCACAAGGGCCUCAGGGACCGGUUGGAUUCCCCGGACCGAAGGGACCUCCAGGUCCACCUGGAAAAGAUGGCUUGCCUGGGCACCCAGGACAGCGGGGUGAGACUGGUUUUCAAGGAAAAACUGGUCCUCCUGGUCCUGGUGGUGUUGUUGGCCCUCAGGGUCCUACUGGUGAGACUGGACCAAUUGGUGAAAGAGGCCAUCCAGGUCCUCCUGGUCCCCCAGGUGAACAAGGCCUGCCAGGUGCUGCAGGAAAAGAAGGUGCUAAGGGUGAUCCAGGCCCUCAAGGCAUUCCUGGGAAAGAUGGACCAGCAGGUCUUCGUGGUUUCCCUGGAGAGAGAGGCCUUCCAGGUGCUCAGGGUCCAGCUGGUCUGAAAGGAGGGGAAGGCCCACAGGGUCCACCUGGCCCAAUGGGCUCGCCGGGCGAGCGCGGGGCCGCGGGCACCGCUGGUCCCAUCGGGCUGCCGGGCCGGCCCGGCCCCCAGGGGCCCCCGGGCCCCGCCGGGGAGAAGGGUGCUCCGGGUGAAAAAGGUCCCCAAGGUCCAGCUGGACGUGAUGGAAUACAGGGUCCUGUAGGACUUCCUGGUCCUGCUGGUCCUAGUGGUUCUCCUGGAGAAGAUGGUGACAAGGGUGAAAUUGGUGAACCAGGUCAGAAAGGUAGUAAAGGUGACAAAGGAGAAAACGGUCCUCCGGGUCCCCCAGGUCUGCAGGGUCCCGUGGGAGCCCCAGGGAUAGCUGGAGGUGAUGGUGAGCCAGGCCCAAGAGGUCAGCAAGGGAUGUUUGGGCAAAAAGGUGACGAAGGUCCCCGAGGCUUCCCUGGGCCCCCUGGCCCCAUUGGCUUACAGGGUUUGCCUGGCCCACCAGGUGAAAAAGGUGAAAAUGGAGAUGUAGGCCCAAUGGGUCCACCUGGCCCACCAGGUCCCAGAGGUCCCCAGGGUCCUAAUGGAGCUGAUGGUCCUCAAGGUCCUCCAGGCUCAAUUGGCUCUGUUGGAGGUGUUGGUGAAAAGGGUGAGCCUGGAGAAGCUGGUAACCCUGGACCUCCUGGAGAAUCUGGAACAGCUGGUCCAAAAGGUGAAAGGGGAGAAAAAGGUGAAGCUGGUCCACCUGGAGCAGCCGGACCACCAGGUGCUAAAGGACCUCCAGGUGAUGAUGGGCCUAAGGGUAACCCAGGCCCAGUUGGUUUUCCUGGAGAUCCUGGCCCCCCUGGGGAACCUGGUCCAGCUGGUCAGGAUGGUGUUGGUGGAGAGAAGGGUGAAGAUGGUGAUCCUGGUCAACCUGGUCCACCAGGUCCUUCAGGUGAAGCUGGCCCACCUGGUCCUCCUGGGAAAAGAGGACCUCCUGGAGCAACAGGUGCUGAAGGCAGACAAGGUGAAAAAGGUGCAAAGGGUGAACCUGGUGCAGAAGGGGCUCCUGGAAAAACAGGGCCAGUUGGGCCACAGGGACCUGCAGGGAAACCUGGCCCAGAGGGUCUCCGGGGCAUUCCUGGCCCUGUGGGAGAACAAGGUAUGCCUGGAGCACCAGGUCAGGAUGGCCCUCCUGGACCUCUGGGUCCACCUGGCUUGCCUGGACUGAAAGGAGACCCAGGUUCCAAAGGAGAGAAGGGACAUCCUGGUUUGAUUGGCCUGAUUGGACCUCCAGGAGAACAGGGUGAAAAGGGUGAUCGGGGUCUUCCUGGCCCCCAGGGAUCUCCUGGAGCCAAGGGUGAUGCAGGAAUUUCUGGUCCUGCUGGUCCCCUUGGACCCCCUGGUCCUCCUGGAUUACCUGGUCCCCAGGGUCCCAAAGGUUCCAAAGGAUCCAGUGGUCCUGCUGGUCAGAAGGGUGACAGUGGCUUACCUGGUCCACCUGGUCCUCCAGGCCCUCCAGGUGAGGUAAUCCAGCCACUGCCAAUCCAGUCAGCCAAGAAGACAAGAAGAUCUCCUGACUAUAUGUUAUCUGAUGCCGGUGACAAUAUUCUGGAUUAUUCCGAUGGCAUGGAGGAGAUCUUUGGCUCCCUGAAUUCCCUGAAGCAAGACAUUGAGCACAUGAAGUUUCCCAUGGGCACUCAGAAUAACCCAGCCCGGACCUGCAAAGAUCUGCAGCUGUGCCACCCCGACUUCCCCGACGGGGAAUAUUGGAUUGAUCCUAACCAAGGCUGUUCUGGAGACUCCUUCAAAGUAUAUUGCAAUUUCACAGCUGGUGGAGAAACUUGCAUCUACCCAGAUAAGAAAUCUGAAGGAGUCAGAAUUUCAUCGUGGCCAAAGGAGAACCCAGGAUCUUGGUUCAGUGAAUUUAAGCGAGGCAAACUUCUUUCCUAUUUGGAUGUUGAAGGCAAUUCCAUUAAUAUGGUCCAAAUGACAUUCCUUAAACUACUGAGUGCCUCUGCCAGACAAAAUUUCACUUACAACUGUCACCAGUCUGUAGCCUGGCACGAUGCACCCUCUGACAGCUAUGACAAAGCACUAAGGUUCUUAGGAUCCAACGAUGAAGAAAUGUCUUACGACAACAAUCCUUACAUCAAAGCUCUCCAUGAUGGCUGUGCAUCAAGAAAGGGCUACGGAAAGACGGUGCUGGAAAUCAACACACCCAAAAUAGACCAAGUGCCCAUAGUUGAUGUGAUGAUCAAUGACUUUGGUGAUCAGAACCAGAAGUUUGGAUUUGAGGUCGGUCCUGUCUGCUUCCUUGGUUAAGCUUAAGACAAAAUCAGAUCAACACAAGUGCUGCACUUUGGUGCUACCAACCCACUUCAUGCCACAUGCAAGUUUUGAAUAAGGAUGGCAUAGAAAAUGUCUUGCUGUGUAUGUAUGUCUUAUCUAGAAAGUAAUCGUUGCCCUUGUAGGGCCAGAAUCACAUGACUUAAACUUAUUUUGCAAAGAUGCUGUGGCACAGACAGACAACAUAGGGCUCACUUCAGGAACACCCCCUUUGGAUUCCUCUGGUGCUGUAAAAAAACCAACGACAAUGGUGCUCCUUCCAUUACAACAAAGAGGUGUUUAGAAAGUGUUUAAUAUAAACUGUAAUUAUUCUAUGUACAGUACUAUACUGUGAUUUCUCUGUCCACUUCCGAAACUUGCAUGUGUCUCUGAAUUGCAUCUGGCUCUUACUUUACAAUUACAAACUACAUUGUCAAUACUGUGUAUGUAUUCUGAAAAAAAUAAAACUGUAAUUGCCAGUGAAGCCAAUUCCAUUUCUGAUUAAUAAUAAAAUCCCUUUGUAUAUAUUGUUGUUGAAGAGCUUUGUUAUUUGAAGUCGCCAGUAAAAUUAAGGUGGCAAAACUGGAAGAGCUUGAGCAGCACACUCAAACAACUCCCUUCUGCUGAUAUCACUCUGUGACAAUGAAUUUAGGUGAUGAAAUGAAAGCACUUUCAAAGGUGCUGUGUUCCAUGGUGCUAUACCUCAGACUUUUUAUUUUCUAUUCUAAUUCCAUAAUUUCAUAAGAUAACUGUAUAUACCUAAAAUAAACAAGUUUAUAUUUUUGGGUGGGGAAAACAUGUAAGAAAAAAAACAAACUUCUGUGUUAGAGGACUGUUUAAAAUCUGUGAAAUAAAUUAGUCAUAUCGCUUUC